AUGGUCGGUGGUGAUGAACGACGGAGGAUAACGACGACUCCAUUUCCACAUCUGAGAGAUCUGUUUAAAAUAGCAAUUGAUAACAAUAGAGAAAGCACAUUAGCUUCCAGUCAGUCAAAGAAAAAGAGAGCUUUGAAAGUAUAUGAGAAGAAGCGGAAUGUGAAGACAAAGACAUAUCGUACAAGAACAAGUUUACCAAAUGCAUAUGCUGGUGACUUCCUGCCUAUGUUAAUACCAUUCAUAGAGUUGAUGAAGGAUAUAGAUGGUGAUGAGAAUUGUGGUUUUAGAGCUAUUGCGGGUUUACUUGGUUUUGGAGAGAAUGACUGGGUGCAAUUUAGACGUGAUCUGCUACUUGAAUUGAAUAAUCACAGAGAUGAAUACGUUGUAUUAUAUGGGUCGCAUGAGAGGGUUGAGAAGCUGACACACAUCAUUUCAUAUUUUGAAGAUAGCCCAGGCUGUUGGAUGACUAUGCUUGACAUAGGGCAUCUUAUCGCAUCAUUUUAUAAUAUAGUCUUGUACCACUUGUCAUUACAACAGUGUCUCACUUUCUUACCUUUGAGAUCACCGCCAUUAACCCUAGCUUAUUGUCGUAAGAUUGCCAUCGGAUUUGUCAAUGAAAAUCAUUUUGUGCAGCCAUUUUUGGAGAUCGGUCAUCCAGUUCCUCCCAUUGCCGUGCUUUGGCAAGUUCACAAUCACCCUUGUGCAUCGAAAUGGGAAAAUACAUAUGUUAGACGCAUUAAAAAAUUCAAAGACAACAUAGGACCUAAUAUUGCUACUCGAGAGACAUUUUAUGUUGUUGACAUAGAUUGA
Messenger RNA from Camellia sinensis, 810 nucleotides. The record is from RefSeq and is a predicted model, not a curated record. Lineage: Eukaryota; Viridiplantae; Streptophyta; Magnoliopsida; Ericales; Theaceae.